AUGGCAGAGCACCACCGGCAAACACAGGUGUUUUUCGACCUCGGACUUUGCUCCCCGGCGCGGCCGUUGCUAGCAGGCCUCCUCCCGCGGCUGCCUGCCCGCUCUGCAAAGGGAGUUGCUCUCGCAGGGCGGCGAGGGUAUUACCCAUGCCUGCUGCCGGUUGUUUCAGAGCUCUGUGAGAAUGCUGUGCUACACAGGUUUAACUGGAGUGAGCUGAUCCCUCUGCGGUUAUGGGGGAGGACCCUAGGUUUGCAGACAGAAAACUCACAGUUCCUCCUGGAAGGCAUGCCUUUCCGCAUAUUUGGAGGCUCAAUGCACUAUUUCCGAGUCCCCAGGGAAUACUGGGAAGACCGCAUGCUUAAGAUGAAAGCAUGUGGCUUAAACACCCUCACGACGUACGUGCCGUGGAACCUUCAUGAACAAGAAAGAGGGAAGUUUGACUUCAGUCGAAAUCUGGAUCUAGAGGCCUUCCUUUCACUGGCAGCUAAAAAUGGACUGUGGGUGAUUCUGCGUCCUGGACCUUAUAUCUGCUCUGAAUGGGACCUUGGUGGUCUGCCCAGUUGGCUUCUGCAAGACCCAGAGAUGCAACUGAGGACAACGUACAAGGGCUUCACAGAAGCUGUGGAUGCCUAUUUUGAUCAUCUGAUGCCUGUUGUAGUUCCUCUUCAGUACAAGAAAGGAGGCCCCAUCAUUGCAGUGCAGGUGGAGAAUGAAUAUGGUUCCUACGCCAAAGACCCAAACUACAUGACCUAUGUUAAAAUGGCCCUGUUAAACAGAGGGAUUGUGGAACUGUUAAUGACCUCGGACAACAAGAACGGGCUGUCAUUUGGCUUAGUGGAAGGAGCACUGGCCACUGUUAACUUUCAGAAACUGGAACCUGGGCUACUGAAAUAUCUGGACACAGUACAGAGAGAUCAGCCAAAGAUGGUCAUGGAGUAUUGGACCGGAUGGUUUGAUAACUGGGGAGGCCCUCACUAUGUCUUUGAUGCAGACGAAAUGGUGAAUACUGUAGCAAGCAUCCUCAAAUUAGGAGCAUCCAUCAAUCUCUACAUGUUUCACGGAGGCACCAACUUCGGCUUCAUGAACGGUGCUUUGGAGGCUGAUGAAUACAAGUCAGAUGUCACCAGUUACGAUUAUGAUGCUGUGCUGACAGAAGCUGGAGACUAUACAUCCAAAUUUUUCAAGCUCCGACAACUCUUCAGCAUGAUCAUUGGCCAGCCUCUUCCUCUGCCUCCCAUGAUUGAAAGCAAGGCAUCAUAUGGUGCGAUCCUGUUGCAUCAAUAUAUCUCUCUCUGGGAUGCGUUACCAUCUCUUUUACAGCCCAUUAAGUCAGAGUUUCCUGUUAACAUGGAGAAUCUGCAUCUAAAUGAUAGCAGUGGGCAGUCGUAUGGAUAUGUACUCUACGAGACUGUCAUUUUUGGUGGUGGACAUCUGCAUUCAAGGGACCAUGUCCGUGACCGAGCACAGGUGUUUGUUAACACCAUGUAUGUUGGUGAGCUGGACUACAACACCGUGGAGCUCUCCCUUCCUGAAGGACAGGGAUUCAGGCAGCUAAGACUCUUGGUAGAGAACCGCGGUCGCGUCAAUUAUGGCCUGGCAUUGAAUGAACAGAGGAAAGGCUUAAUUGGUGACGUCUUCUUGAAUAAAACCCCCUUGAGGAACUUCAAGAUUUACAGUUUGGAGAUGAAACCUGGCUUUAUGAAAAGCUUGCGACAUGUUGCGGGAUGGAGUGCAGUCCCAGAUUACUUUGUUGGUCCGGCUUUUUUUCGCGGAAGGCUGUGGAUAGAGCAUCAGCCACAGGACACUUUCUUGAAGCUACAGGGCUGGGAAAAAGGAGUUGUGUUUGUCAAUGGUCAGAACCUGGGCCGCUACUGGAAAAUUGGACCUCAGGAAACACUCUACCUUCCUGGCCCCUGGUUAUGGAAAGGGAGCAAUGAGAUUGUCAUUUUUGAAGAACGCACUGCAGGACGGAUAAUACAAUCUGUCGACAUACCUUAUUUAGGAAGGACCCAGUACGUGGACUGAUGAGAGCUUCUUUCCCAUGUUUGGUUUAUCUUGAAUAUUCCUGGUUGCAUGUCUGGGGACACAAUGGCCCAGGUACUUGGGCAUGAUAAUUUCUACUAGACCCAGGUAAAGAAUUUGCUCUUUGGCAGUAAGUUCAGAAGAGAGAAUGGGCCCCGAAGGAACC
Molecule: messenger RNA, 2188 nt
Organism: Nipponia nippon (crested ibis)
Lineage: Eukaryota; Metazoa; Chordata; Aves; Pelecaniformes; Threskiornithidae
Source: RefSeq, a predicted model, not a curated record